Molecule: messenger RNA, 534 nt
Organism: Helianthus annuus (common sunflower)
Lineage: Eukaryota; Viridiplantae; Streptophyta; Magnoliopsida; Asterales; Asteraceae
Product: translation initiation factor IF-2-like
Exons: 1
Coding region: 1-534 (177 amino acids)
Source: RefSeq, a predicted model, not a curated record
AUGCCCUCUCUAGAUGCUUACUGCCAACGACUCAAGGAAUUGUAUGAUGAGUUGAAAGAUGUGGGAAGUCCGAUCACCGAAAAGAGGUUAGUGAUUCAACUUGUUCGUGGCUUACCAUCCGAGUUUGAUAUUACAGCCGCUCACAUCAAUCAAACUCUACCUUCUUGGGACGAUGCUGUUGAAAUGCUCAAUCUUGAGGCUGACCGUCAUGCCGCGCGUGACAACUCGUCCAUUCUAGGGCCAGUGCCUGAAGCUCAUGCAACCAUUCAUAAUAUUGGAUCCAGUUACAAUCGCCAGCCAAAUAGAAACGGCCCAAACAGACCAAAUAAUAACAGGCCCAACAACCGAUACAUCCCUCGACCCAAUGCAAACCAUCGCCCUCAGCCCAAUCAAUCAUCCACCACAGCCCACAACUCGCAUUCGGCCCAGCGCACAAGCAGACCCCCACAACCCAAUCAGCACCCUCCAUGGGCCGACCCAUAUCACCCACCACCGUCACCAUACUGGGCCCCAUAUUGGGCUAGCCCAUACUAG